AUGGACACUCCAACUGAACAACAAAAGAAGAAAGGUGGUCGUCCUCAAAGUGAACUAGAAGAUCACUUAGCAAACAACUGUAAAGAAGUUCCAGAACUUGUUCAUUUGUUCUACUUAGGUGUAGUUUCUGCACAGGAUUUUGGAAGAAAAGAUACCUUUUCUUUGCCAGAAAAUAGUAAAAAAAGAAAAACUCGGGCUUCUAUUACUUAUGCUCUUGUGCAUGUAUUUAUAUGUUGUGGUAUUCCAUUUUCAAUUAUUGAGAAUCCAUUUUUUAUUGAAUUUCUUCACAAAAUGAGACUAGGAUAUGAAUCUCCAACAAGCGAAUUGCUAAGUGAUAGACUUUUAAAUCAAGAAACAGCAAGAAUUAAUGACAAGAUUAAUAGCUGUAAUCAGAUUAUAUUAUUCUUUAAACAUUUUCAUAUAGUAGGAAAAUUGUUGACCGAUGUUACUACUACAUUACAAAUUGUAAGAGGAGGGCUUAAAACAUAUUGUGAAACAAGAUGGACUUCCAUGUAUGAAGCUGUUUUGAAGAAUAAUCCUAAUGAAAUUACAAAUAAAAGUGUUAGACGAAAUAUUCAAAGCUUGGAAUUUUUCUCAAACGUUGAUAAAUUAACCAAAGUUUUAAAGCUGAUUAAAACUGCAAUUACCUUACUUGAAACAGUAUAUUGGAAAACUAUCACUACUACCACAGCUCAGAUUUGGCAAAAUAAUGGUGGUGACAGAAAGUCAUGUAAUCAUCUUUUGGCACAAAUGCGUAAUUAUGAAUUGCAAAAAAGUCCAUAUAAUCAAGAGUUUGAUAGUUAUCUUGAAACACCAAUGAUACAAGAUGCGAAAGAAUUUUUUCCACUCUUGACUGGUUAUAUACUUGCUUAUGUUGGUCAACAAUAUACAGAGGACAAAGUGCAUGAAAUGAUUAAUGAUUCAACAUUUUUACAAUUUGAAGAGAAGGAAGAUGAAAUUAAUAAUAGAAGAAAUAUUCCUAUUUCAGAAAUUCCUAAUCAUAAAGUAUGGGGUUUGAUUAUUAAAGAAAUGUUUAAUUUAGUAAAAAAUGCAACUGAAGAUAAACUAGAUGAUAGUGAAAAUGUAGAAAUGGAAAGUAAUUAUGAUGUUGAAGAAUUAAUUCAACAAUAUUCACUUGAUAAUGAAUUAGAAGGAGACACUUUAUAA
Rhizophagus irregularis DAOM 181602=DAOM 197198 is the source of this 1167-nucleotide messenger RNA. The record is from RefSeq and is a predicted model, not a curated record. Lineage: Eukaryota; Fungi; Glomeromycota; Glomeromycetes; Glomerales; Glomeraceae.